GCAUAUGCCUCUUCUGCAUGAGCUACGGCAAUGGCCCUUGGGUCACCGCUCAGCUGAGCGACGAGUUCUUUGCAUACGUCUACAAGAACCAGCAAAAUGGGUUGAAGGACUUGUUACGGCACUGGCAAAAGCCACUCUGCGACAGCGAGGCGAUGGAGCUAAUUUUGAGUAUGCUGAACGUGGAUCCUCUUUCACGACCAAGUGCAGACAAAUGCUUGCAGAGUGGUUGGCUGAUGCAGAUGGCUCACAGUCCCGUCCCACGACAUCAGCAGUCUUGUGCGAUGAUUGUUUGA
This is a messenger RNA of Symbiodinium necroappetens, 293 nucleotides long. Lineage: Eukaryota; Dinophyceae; Suessiales; Symbiodiniaceae. The record is from the annotation of a GenBank genome assembly.